AUGAUCGAGCAACGCACAGGUUCAUGCCUCUGCGGCAAAAUCACGCUCAAGAUCCACGGCCCAGCCCUAUCGGCCAACCUAUGUUACUGUACCAACUGCCAAAAGUCACUCGGGUCCGUCGUGGCUUCGUUCGCGACCUUUGCCGCCGACGCAAGUUUCGAAUACAAUGACCCAGAGUCGAUGAUGCGUACCUACUCAGACAAGGCGACCGACUCGGGAAACACGGUCGGGCGGGCGUUUUGCGCCAACUGCGGAUCUCCCGUCAGGGGUGACAGCAGCAAGUUUCCCGGCUUUCUGAUCGUGCCGGUCGGGUGCUUGGAUGGUAGUGAUGCGGACAAGGCGGAUCUCAGGCCGACGGCUGAGUACUUUUGCCUCAGCAAGGCGGCGUGGCUUCCCGGGCUGGAGGGGACCGAGAAGGUUGACUUGGGCCCAGCGAUGAAUUACAGUUGA
This is a messenger RNA of Pyricularia oryzae 70-15, 450 nucleotides long. RefSeq lists its product as uncharacterized. Gene Ontology annotation, molecular function: carbon-sulfur lyase activity. Lineage: Eukaryota; Fungi; Ascomycota; Sordariomycetes; Magnaporthales; Pyriculariaceae. The transcript is spliced from 2 exons. The coding region runs from base 1 to 450 and encodes 149 amino acids. The record is from RefSeq and is a predicted model, not a curated record.